CGUAAGAAUUAAGAAGGCGCCACCUGCAUGAAGAAAUCUUUUUGGUUCAGGACUGGGCAGAAUGCUAGUCCAAAUGUCUAAAAGAAUCACAGAAUCUUAAGGAUUGGAAGGAACCUCAAAAGAUCAUCUAGUUCAACCCCCUUGCAAGAGCAGGACCAGCUAGAGUAAGCCACACAGGAGCUCAUCCAGGUCCUAUCUGGUUGUGGUGUCUAUGAUGGCACAGAAAUCCACGAGGCCUCAGCCAUACUGGUCCACCUUAGUCGUGGGGGAGCUGAGGUUCAGAUGUACGCUCCGGAUGUUCCUCAGAUGCAUGUCAUUGACCACACUAAAGGGCAACCAGCUGAAGCUGAGUCAAGGAACGUUUUAGUAGAAUCUGCAAGGAUUGCUCGUGGUAAAAUUGCAAGUCUGGCUAAGCUUACUACAGCAGACCAUGAUGCUGUGAUAUUCCCUGGUGGAUUUGGAGCUGCUAAAAACCUAUCUACCUUUGCUGUUGAUGGGAAGGAUUGCAAAGUGAACAGAGAAGUUGAACGUGUCUUGAAGGACUUCCACAAAGCAGGGAAACCUAUUGGACUUUGCUGCAUCUCACCAGUGUUGGCUGCAAAGGUUCUCUCUGGUGCUGAAGUAACUGUGGGCCAUGAAGAAGAGGAAGGUGGCAAGUGGCCUUACGCUGGAACUGCAGGAGCCAUUAAAGAACUGGGAGGAAAGCAUUGUGUGAAAGAAGUAACCGAAGCUCACGUGGAUGCAAAAAACAAGGUGGUGACUACACCGGCAUUUAUGUGUGAGACAGAACUACAUCAUAUCUUUGAUGGCAUUGGGGCCAUGGUAAAGAAUGUGCUAAAAUUAACUGGCAAAUAAAAAAAAUCAACCAUGUUUAAGUGUAGGGUGUAGUAUCUAAUAUAAUAUGGACCAAUGGAAUCGUUUUCACCUGCUUGUCCUGUUCACACUCCAGUGAAUGCUGAUACGAAGCUGAUUGAUUCCUAACUGCAGGGUUUUCCAUGCCCUUCCUGAGAGAGGAGCCUGCAGAAGGGCUUACAGAGUACAAGCAGCCUGGCCUGAAACACAGAGCAUUCUUUUGAGCUUUUUCAGCUGGAGAGAACUGUGCAGAUGUGCUAUGAAACCAGCCCUCCUGAUGGACCAGUGUCAAAAUCAUUUCUGUGGGGGAAAAUGAGACUAAAGUCCCUUUCAGAAGCUGAGGGCUGUUGUGUUGCAGGGGUUUAGCAGAUGCAGUGGCAGGAUAUCUAGUGGACAAAGAAUGUGGGAGUAGAGAGGAGUUAGUGUGUGCUUCAGGGUUUAUGUGCUCACGCCUGUAUCUGAGAACUAAAAGCCAGGAUCAACUGCCAAGGGAAUAGACGUCUUCCACAUCUUAAUUUAGCUUGGUAUUAAUCGAAUGAUUAAUGCUUUGAUUUUCCAUUUCAAAGAAUCCUGUUUUCACAAAGGAGCCAUUCUGAAUAUCAAUCAGCAGCAGGAUAUGUUUUAACUGUCACAACAGUAGCACUUUGAAAAAUUCAUCCAUUGGCCCAUUAUAGUUAAAAAAGGAGAAGGAGAAAAUAUCCGCUGGUAUGACGCACAAUUUUGGGGGAUUAUAUCCACGGUAAAGUAAGUGAAUGGUAAAACCAAUCUCAAACGAUCCUUACUUUCCCUGCUUAAGGGAUAUAAGGCUUUCCCCAAAGAAAUAUUGUUGAAUGUCUGGAGCAAUGCUGUGUAAAUAAAUUUCUGCCUUUAUCUCA
Molecule: messenger RNA, 1727 nt
Organism: Colius striatus (speckled mousebird)
Lineage: Eukaryota; Metazoa; Chordata; Aves; Coliiformes; Coliidae
Gene: GATD3
Product: glutamine amidotransferase class 1 domain containing 3
Exons: 8
Coding region: 283-855 (190 amino acids)
Cellular component (GO): mitochondrion
Source: RefSeq, a predicted model, not a curated record